Messenger RNA from Polistes canadensis, 2325 nucleotides. RefSeq names its product differentially expressed in FDCP 6 homolog. Gene Ontology annotation, cellular component: cytoplasm; nucleus. The transcript is spliced from 10 exons. The record is from RefSeq and is a predicted model, not a curated record. The coding region runs from base 268 to 1884 and encodes 538 amino acids. NCBI's taxonomy places the organism in Eukaryota, Metazoa, Arthropoda, Insecta, Hymenoptera, Vespidae.
CGACCGGAUCGAAGGAUAAUUUGUGAGGACAGGUGUAUUCCGCGCCGAUGAUUAACCCGUUAACCAUUUUAGCGCAGAAAACGUGAAAUUUAAUGGAGGUUUUUAAUAAAGUUAAAAGAAAUGACAAACGGAGGCGUUGCAUGUACUAUUCCAUUCACUAACACACACACAGUGACAGGGUAAUGUUCAGUGCUCGAUAUGUUCUACGACGAUGAGAAUAUAGAAGCAUCGUAAGAGAAACACCUGUUGCUCGUAUUCGUCGGAAUAAUGACCCAUCUACUAAAAAAUGUGACGAAUAGUAUUUGGCACGCGUUUCACGCGUUGCAAGGUGAUACACCUGAUCUUGUCGCUAAAUCAAAGUUGAAGGUGUUAACAGCCAACAUCGGCACGUUAAUGGACUUAUAUGGUGUUGAAAAAGGUCUAGAACAUUACCGCAGUACUCAGAGUCUCACUUUUGACCAAUACAUUUUUUAUUUACAAAAGGAGGUUUUCUCAUCUAUUACCGAUGCAACUUCAAUACAAAUACACAGGUCAUUGGAAGAAGGAAUCGAUGAAAUAUGUUGGUUAAUUUGUAAAAGAAUGUAUUUAGAAAGAUCGCAUCCAAUAUUUGAACCCAAUAGUGUCUAUCAAUUAUUUAGAGUAUUCUGUUUAUUGGCUGAACCGGAAUCAGAUAACAUGGAUUUUCAUAUGAUUGCAAUGCAUACAGAUGAAGUUGCUCAAAUCGCUUCUCAUUUGGUAACAUCGUUAGGAUUGCAAUGGGAUGCAGCAGAUUUCUCAGCUUUAUCAGCAGCUAUUGGAACAUUUAGGUUUCCUACAUUCCUGGCAGUUUUGGAAUCCAAAUACAGCGGUGGAAGAACUUCGGAUAACAUAGCAUUGACUGAAGCUAUUGAUGAUCUUUAUCAAAUAUACAUAGAAAAUGUGGUCAAAAAGGGAUAUUUAAUGAAGAAAGGUUUCUUACUUCCAACAUUGAAGUAUUUUUGGUUUGUUCUUCGUCCUGGUGAAUUAUUAUAUUUUAAAGAUUCUCAGCAAAGGGAACCAUCGGGUUCAAUAAUAUUGAGUACAAAUUGUUGGGCCGAUGCAAUUACUACUGGUGGAAAACCUGAUAGAAGAUUCGUACUAAGUACACCUGAACACAGGGCUAUCGAAUUAGUGGCAGAUGAUCACAAAGGACGAUUACAAUGGUUGGCAGCUUUGCAAAUUGCUAUUCAACAUUCCGGUGAAAAAAUUGGUUAUCAAAGAAGUUUAGCUAAUCAAAGGAGAUCUUUAAGACAAUCAGUGAAACAAGAAAAAGAGAAAACAAGACUGGAAUUGCAAUUUGAAAGGCAAGCUAGAAUUGCAGCAGAAAUUCAAGCUAGAAAAUUGGAAGCAUUGUCAAAAGAGGAAGGAGCUAAGGUUCACGAAUUGGAAGAAGCUAAAUUAAAAUUAGAAAAUCUUUUGCAAGAGGAAAAACAAGCAUUGAGAGAUGAAGAAAUAGUUCGAAAUCUUCAAGCGAGAGUUCUUAGAGAAGAAUGGGAAAGAAGAGAGCAAUUAGAAAAAUUACAACAGGAACAACAAGAUUUAUUAGAACUGGAAAAAAUGAAAAGGUUAGAAUUCGAGCGCAAACAGCAAGAAAAUGAACAUCAACUACGAGAUGCAGAAAUGCGAUUACAAAUGUUGGAGGCUGAAAAGCAAAGUUUAGAUGCAGAGCUUCGUGCAGCACAACAAAAGGUAAAACGUGCGGAGGAGGCACAAAUUUUAUUAGAAGCGCAAAUUGUUGUUACUCGUCCGUUAAAGAGCGGAGAAAAAAUUAGACGUACACAAAGCUUUAUACCGACUACGAAGGAGAGACCGUUAUCUGUGGAAAAAUUUGAUCAUAGAUCGAUGACCUUGCAAAAUAAUUGUUGAUGAUGUAUGUUAUUACAUACUGAAUAAGCAAGAAAAGGAGCUGUUACUAUUUCUAUAAUCGUCUGUAUUAAUUGAAAUGAAAUUCUUUUACUACAAAGGUAUAAUUAUGAAAAAACAUAUUGAUAUUAUAUACAACAUUUUGAUGUAUCUUUUAUCAGGGUAUUAACACUAUAGUUCCUUACUCCAAACUUGCCACGUUAUUAAAUUUAGCCAAAGUGCAUAAGAAUUUGUUUUAUAUACAUAUAUAUACAUAUGAUAACGAUAAUGAUUUAAUAUAUAUAAUGAAACUAAUAACGAACAAAUAACAAAUUAAUUUUCUUGUACAUAAAUAUGAAUUUUGUAUAAUGUUUUAGCGCCGUUAGCAUAGCUAAGUUACAAUAAGUAUUAAUUAUUAUGAUAUGCAGAAUAUUUAACAUAAUAUUGUUAUUUAACUUUACAUAU